Molecule: messenger RNA, 1323 nt
Organism: Etheostoma cragini (Arkansas darter)
Lineage: Eukaryota; Metazoa; Chordata; Actinopteri; Perciformes; Percidae
Gene: gsx2
Product: GS homeobox 2
Exons: 2
Coding region: 143-859 (238 amino acids)
Biological process (GO): regulation of DNA-templated transcription
Cellular component (GO): nucleus
Molecular function (GO): DNA-binding transcription factor activity, RNA polymerase II-specific; sequence-specific double-stranded DNA binding
Source: RefSeq, a predicted model, not a curated record
GGGUGACGCAGCAGGGCCAACCCUCUUCGGGGUCCCUUUUGUUAAACCAUCAAACAUAAGCACCUUUGGAGAUCCCGAGGGGUUCAGAUGAGAAACAGCUAUCAUCUUGUGCACGGAGAGAUCAGUUAUCAGCAGCGCAGCCAUGUCGAGGUCUUUUUACGUCGACUCUUUAAUAAUCAAGGAUACGGUUCGACCUGGACCGGUUGAGCAUCCAGGACAAGACUUCCUUAUUCCCAUUGGCAUGCAUUCUCCCAGCGUCAUGACGGUCACCGCUCCCGUGUGUCCAUCCAGGAAAACGGGGACUUUCUGUGUUUGCCCGCUGUGCGUCACGUCCCACAUCCACUCUUCCCGCAGCGGCAUACCCAUGCUGAAGAGUCAGUUUCCAGGAGCGGAGGCGCAGUACUGUCAGAGGAUAGCGCAUCAUCAGUCUUCUGCACUCGCGCACCCGGGACAUACACCUGUCUGCACGCCCACCUUCAGCGUCACAGAUCCCAGGAGAUACCACUGUCUUUCUAUUGGCGCCUCCGACAACAGCCACAUACAGAAUGGCAAGAGGAUGCGCACGGCUUUCACAAGCACGCAACUCCUGGAACUGGAAAGGGAGUUUUCCACGAACAUGUAUCUCUCAAGACUCAGGAGAAUCGAAAUCGCCACGUAUUUGAGCCUGUCAGAGAAGCAGGUGAAAAUCUGGUUUCAGAACCGCAGGGUGAAGCACAAGAAGGAGGGGAAAGCCACCCAAAGGAGCGCGCACAGCGGUUGCAAGUGCGCAACCGUCCACACAGACUACUCGAGGUCAGAGGACGAGGAGUCUCUGUCUCCGGCCUCUGCUUCGGAAGAGAAAGAGGUGUCACCCAUCUGAGAGAAACACGAAUCUCCAGAUCCCACUGCUGGGACUUCUAUCUGCCCUGCUGUAGCUAUGGGUUACAGCGUUUCGCAACCUCUGGGCCAAAAACCUCCUGCAUGAAGUCUGAGAAAAAAAGUUUCACAAACGUCAGUUGUUCUUCACUUCAUGUUUAUCCUGCUUUUAAAUUAAAGGAAAAGUGUAAAUACAUGUUUGGUGAAAUAACGGGACUCAUCACCUAUGUGUGUCGUAAUGAUGAUGUAAUUCUGAUCCCCCAGGGGUCCCCAAUACCCAGGUCUAGUUCACUAUCCCCAGUAAAUGUUUUCAACUACUGCCCGACAUCCCAUUACUGUCGGCUAAGUUUUGUGGUAAUGAAAGCCCUUUGAAAUAGUAAAGGCCUGCCCCGUGUGGAACCUGUGCGCAACCAUCUGUAAACUAUGUAUAUGUGUAUUUAUUGUAAUAAACAUGACGAGUUGACCUAA